CAUGUGGCCGGAAGUCGGAGCAAUAUCGUCAUAGCAAGAUGGUGGCCACCAGGAGAGGAGUACUCGUGUGCUCCCCAGUUAAAACAAAAACAAAUUCCGAUGAAUCUCCUGAUGUUCCGGCCACCCCAUCCACCGCCCACAGAACAAGACGUGCAGCGAAACAAUCGCAAAACUCUGAGGAAGAAUCCAGAAAUCAGCCUCGGGAGAGCUCCGUAGAGUCCAUCCCGUCUUCACAGAACAGACGGCCGCUCAGAAGAUGCACGAAGCAUUCCCGGCUUCACAGUCCGCCGCAGCCCUCCACCCCAGCAGACUCCGACAUGGAGUCCGGCUGCUCUGCCCUGUCCGACAGCGAGCCUCAACCCCACAGCACCAAGAAUAUGGACGGUAAGGCCCAGCCACCCCCCACAACUAGCCAGGAGGGAGAGGCGGGCUCCGAGGCGGAGUCGUGCUCGUCGCCGGCGUCCGAAAAGCGGCGAACACGCCGGAGUAUUCGAGCGAGGAAAACCCCGGAAAAACCCUGCACGUCCCAGAGUGACCUAGGGGAACAGGAGGCCAGCGCCCAGAGGGCCACCCGGAGCACCCGAAGGAGCACCCGCACCAGGGCGUCGGCGAAGACGCCGGGGGAAUACAGCGAACUCUCGGAUGCCGACAGCUGCGCGUCCGGCUUUGCCGAAGGCCCGCCGUCCACCGUCCGAGCGACCCGUUCGGCCCGGCGCGCGCCCCUCAGCCAACCCAUCCCCCUCCACCUGGACGCGGCCUCGGAGGGCUCGCAGUCCCCCGCCCGCCGCACCAGGGGUAGACCCCGAGCCUCCGACCUGUCCUGCGACUCCGAGGGGUUCGAGUCCGGGCCGAGCACGCCGUCGCGCCGCAGCACCCGCGUCGGCGCCCGGUCCGCCGCCGCCACCGACUCUGACUCUGAGGUCCUCCAGGCGACCCUGGUCCAGAGCAGAGAGGCCAGGCUCUCUGUGGUCCUGGAGAGGGUUGUGGCGGCGGAGCCCGGCGAGGGCCCGCUGAACGAGUCCACGCUAGAGGACACGGUGGUGGAGGAUAAGACGGUCACCUUGGCCGAAGACGAGGAGCUGGAGCUUGGGGAGGAAGACGCGACGAAUGCCGACGUCAAGUCCGUCUGCGACGCGCCAGAGGCGGCUGAGACGAUCCGGGUCGGACAGGAGGGCAGUGUGGCGGUGUCUGUGGCGCCCGGCGACAGCGCGAUGGAGGACGCCGCCGCCGAGGCACCGCCGUCGACGGAGGGCAUCGAGGGGGGGGUCUCCGGCGAGAACGAGGACGUGACGUCCUCGGCAGGCGGUGAGGUGACCGCCGAUGACCAGCAGACGGAGGAAGAGCCGCCAACGACCCAGGAAGCGCCGCCAACGACCCAGGAAGCGCCGACAACGACCCAGGAAGCGCCGCCAACGACCCAGGAAGCGCCGCCAACGACCCAGGAAGCGCCGCCAACGACCCAGGAAGCGCCGCCAACGACCCAGGAAGAGCCGCCAACGACCCAGGAAGAGCCGCCAACGACCCAGGAAGAGCCGCCAACGACCCAGGAAGAGACGCCAACGACCCAGGAAGUGACGCCAACGACCCAGGAAGAGCUUCCCCAGGAACAGGAAGUGCCACCGUCGGUGCAGGAGGAGACGGAGGCGGCCUCAAAACCAAUAGAAAUAGAGGACAUGGAGGUGGACGCCUCAGACAAAGAAGCCCGGCAGGAAGAAGGCUCGGACCAGGCCAUCGUGCCGGAAGCCGAACAAGCCGAAGACCCGCCCAUUCAAGUGACCAGCAGCCAGGAACCCAAGGUCAAAGUGGAGCCCUUCCCGGAGCCCGCCCCCCAACGCCCCGAUGUGGUGGUCCAACAGAAGACGGCGGUCAUCAGCCUGCUGGACAGCAGUGAAGAAGAGGAGGAUGAUGAAGAGGUAGGCGAUGACUGCGUGAUUCAGGAGGAGGACGACGACGACAAGGUGGAAAUUGUGGAGAGGGCGGGUCCUUCAGCGCUUCCCGACGCCGCGGGGGCCGGCGGUCUGUUCAUGAUUGACACGCGGCCCGGGCAGGAGGCGGACCUGCAGUACCUCAAGGAGGGAGGGGAGGAAGAGGACGAGGACGAGGAGGAGGACUUUGUGGACGAAGAGGGGGAGGACGACGACGACGAAUACAACCGAAUGCUCUUCUAUAAUGGGAAUCCUCAGACGAAGGAGUGUUCCACUCGUAUUGACCCGGGCCUGAGAGCGAAGGAGCUCGGGGGAUUAUACAUCAAUUUCGAUGGCAGCAAAUCAAAACCUGUCUCCAACUCGCUGCGAAACCUGAAGGAUCCAAAGAUCCAAGAUGAGGCGAUGAAGAACAGCGUGUUGGGCCCCGAGUUUGAGAAGCAGAGCGCGGCGCCUGCCUACAACGAAGCCAAGCGGAGCUUGAAACUCAAACGCAAAGAGGAGCGCGACAAGUCGACCGGCGACGGUUGGUUCAACAUGAAGGCCCCCGAGCUCACGCCGGAGCUCAAGGCCGACCUCAAGGUCAUCAAGAUGAGGGGUGCCCUGGACCCCAAGCGCUUCUACAAGAAGAGCGACCGCGACGGCCUGCCCAAGUUCUUCCAGGUCGCUACCGUGAUGGACAGCCACGUGGACUUCUUUCAUUCCCGGCUUCCGAAGAAGGAUCGGAAGAGGACCAUGGCGGAGGAGCUGAUGGCCGACUCAGAGUUCAGACGGAAAAACAAGAAGAAGUACCUGGAGAUCAUGGCAGAAAAGACUGCGGCUGCUGCCGGCCGCUCUAAAAAGAAGAGGUUUAGUCAGAAGAAACCAGCAGCGGUCUGAGCGGGUCCAGGCAUUCAGAUCAUAGUUAUCUCACGCCUUCAUUCAUAAUGUAAACCAGACUCCCAAAGAGAGGCUUAGCCAUAAGCCUUCUGGGUCCUAUAUAAUAUAAAGAGUGUUUAGCAUCAAGAAUAUGAUACAUGCUUCCAGGAUUGAAUAAUUGCUAACAUGUGUAUUAAGUACACAGGUUUACUAAGUUGAGUGCAUUUUUUAUUAAUGAAUAAAAAUAUGUACACUCAUAUGAUUAUUCAAUGGAAACGAUUGUACUGUAUAACUGGAUGUUUGGCCACCAAUAAUCAAUCUUGCAAUAAAGUUUUUAGGUGUGCAUUU
This is a messenger RNA of Gadus morhua (Atlantic cod), 3128 nucleotides long. It is a transcript of the gene dnttip2, whose product is annotated as deoxynucleotidyltransferase, terminal, interacting protein 2. Gene Ontology annotation, cellular component: nucleolus. Gene Ontology annotation, biological process: RNA processing. The record is from RefSeq and is a predicted model, not a curated record. Bases 39 to 2801 code for a protein of 920 amino acids. Gene Ontology annotation, molecular function: RNA binding. Lineage: Eukaryota; Metazoa; Chordata; Actinopteri; Gadiformes; Gadidae. The transcript is spliced from 7 exons.